AUGAUACGAAGGAAUUCAGAUUUCGCAGUCUUGAUCCUCAGUUCUCUCCCAUAUUCGAUUCAACCACCUAUGCCUUACCGCGGCGUCCCUCGUGGAUGCCCGUUAGGUUUAUCAGUGCUGAACUCGCCAAAUCGGCGAGCGGCUCUUUCCCACGCUACUCCUCCAACUCUUGCAAUCUCACUGCCUCUACGAAUUCCUACUGUCCAGGUUGCCACUUCUGCACAAGUACAAUCUACUGGCCGCAGCUUACCGGUUGUUGUACAAAGGUAUUUCGUCUCACUCGCAACCGACCCAUUCAGCCACCGACACUUUCCUGCCCAACCCAUGGCUGCCGUUUUCUCCGCCACCAGCACCAGCCAAACUCGAUCAUCCCAUCACCAUCAUCAUCAUCAUCAUGGCCACGCUCAAUCCAGCCACCAUGAUAACUCCUAUCUCACAUCCACAAACAAGAGUGACGCUGGUGUACAAAUAACCCGACUAGGACUAUUCUCUAAUCUCGGGAUGGCUAUUAUCAAGGCAGUUGGAGGCUAUACUUUUAACUCACAGGCACUUGUCGCCGACGCAUGGCAUAGUCUAACGGAUAUGGCAAGUGAUAUUCUUACGCUCGCCACGGUUUCUUGGAGCACCAAACCACCAAGCUCUACUUUUCCUACGGGUUAUGGAAAGGUGGAGAGCCUCGGUGCGCUAGGAGUGAGUGGUAUGCUUGUUAUCGGGGGUGGUUUCAUGUGUCUCAAUAGCUGCGAAAUACUCUAUGCGCACUUCUUACUCGACAACGUCGCUGAAGCUGCGGUCUAUGGUCAUCAUGGUCAUAUUCACGGCUCUCAUACUGGACCUAGUUUACAUGCGGCCUGGCUAGCUCUUGGAACUAUCUUCGUUAAAGAAUGGCUUUAUCAUGCUACCAUGAAGAUAGCUCGUCAGCGUAACUCUUCAGUCUUAGCUUCUAAUGCAAUCCAUCAUCGAAUUGAUUCUCUUACAGGAAUUGUCACACUCUUUGCGAUUCUUGGCGCAAACUUCUUGCGAGAAGCAACUUGGCUUGAUCCAGUCGGCGGUCUAUUAAUUUCUUUAUUAGUAAUCAAAGGUGGAUGGGGAAAUACAGUUAAGGCUAUUUACGAAUUGGCAGAUAGUGGACUUGAUGAUGAGAUAAAGACUUCCAUCAGUCUCAAAUUUGAGGAAAAAUUCGCAUCUGAUCCUGUCAAGUCCCAAGUUGAACUCCGAGGAAUUGAAGGCGUCAAAUCAGGUCCGAACUACUUAGUAGAUGUACAGCUAGCCGUACCCUCAACCUGGACUUUACGAGAAACUUCAGAAGUCGAAGGACGAGUGCGUGACAUCAUUGGAUCUAGUGUUCGUGGCAUAAGUCGUAUUAAAAUACGAUUUGUAGCGCGGGAUGUUGAUCCAAGCUCUCUCCUUGAUGAAUACGUAACUCAGGACUAUAGUCAAGAUCCCGAGGGGCUCAGACCUCACACUCACUCUGAACCUAUGGAGAGGCCACUUCAACAUAACACGAUUAACACUGACGAAAAAAAGAUAUUAUAA
Molecule: messenger RNA, 1533 nt
Organism: Blumeria graminis f. sp. triticale
Lineage: Eukaryota; Fungi; Ascomycota; Leotiomycetes; Helotiales; Erysiphaceae
Source: the annotation of a GenBank genome assembly